AUGGAAGUUCUUCAGUGUGAUGGUUGUGACUUCAGAGCUCAAUCCUAUGAAGAUCUAAAGACUCACAUACAAGAUGUUCAUACAGCAUUUUUGCAGCCCACAGAUGUUACUGAGGAAAGCUCUAGUCAGGCUAGAUCUGUGGGUACGAAUUCCACCAACCAGUCAGACGCUGUGUUUCCUCCUAUGAAAGAUGAAUUUGUGCCUACAGAAGAAACUCAUGGUCAGACUACUCCACAAGCAACUACUGGAUCAUACUACAGUCAGGGCCUUGGAUUCUAUAGUCUACCUUCUGCAAGCAGUUCUAAGCCAACCAAUAAGUUUUUUCAGUGCAAAUUCUGUAUUCGCUAUUUUAGAUCUAAAUACCUUCUUGUGGAGCAUACUAAAAAAGUCCAUGGACCUGGAGGAGGGAACUCUGGAGGUCCUGGAAAUGUAAAUUAUAAUAUUAUGUUACAUGAUGGUUUUGGAAAAGUCUUCUCUUGUCAGUUUUGCACAUACAAGUCACCAAGAAGAGCAAGAAUAAUUAAGCAUCAGAAAAUGUACCACAAGAAUAGUUUAAAAGAAAUGUCAGCAACUUCAGUUUCCCAAACCCCCCCUGUAUCAAUGCCAAUGCAAGAAACGUGUAAAGAACUACCAGCUGAAGUAGUAGAACGUAGCAUUCUAGAAUCUAUGGUAAAACCUCUAACAAAGUCCAGAGGGAACUUCUGUUGUGAAUGGUGCAGCUACCAAACACCACGGCGGGAGCGUUGGUGUGAUCAUAUGAUGAAGAAGCACAGGGGAAUGGUCAAAAUACUAUCAAGUUUAAGACAGGAUGGACUAAAUAUAUCAGAUCUACAAAAUAGAAGUUCUCAAAUACCCAAUCCUGGAUCCAGUUAUAUGCCUCUAAACAUGGCAACACAUGAUACAUCUAAUGCUAGUAUGUCUGCUUAUAGAAAUCCUAUGAGUAAUCUUCCAGGUGGCAAUCCAUCAAAAUAUCAGUCAAUGCCAUAUGUUCCAGUGAAACAACCAAAACUGACUGCAAAUCCUGUCCUUUUGAAUAUGUCAGAAAGGUCACCCUAUGGAAUGUCAGAAAGAUCCAGUUCCAUGAUAGAUAUGGAUGAGAACAGUUUUUUAAAUGAUUCAAGCUCAGAUGAUGACUAUAUUGACUGAUGGGGAAAAUGGUUUAGGUUCAAUGGAACUUGGAAUAUCUGGAGAACCACUGUUGGGAUCUGAGAACAACAAACUGCUGGAGACAAAGGGAAUUCCUUUUAGAAGGUUUAUGAACAGAUUUCAAUGUCCAUUUUGCCCAUUUCUCACAAUGCAUCGACGAAGUAUCUCUCGUCAUAUUGAAAAUAUCCACUUGUCUGGAAAAACCCCUGUUUACAAGUGUGAUGAAUGUCCCUUUUCUUGCAAAAGUCCCCUCAAGCUUGGUGUACACAAGCAGUGCCAUGGUGGCACAUCAUCAGAGUGGGAUCCCAUGAAUUCACUUAGUGAAAGCAUGUCUUCAUCAUUAAAUGAAACAUAUGAGAGUAACAGUAUAAAUGGCAAAAAACCUGGAAGCAUAGCAGACUCUCCUCUCCAGAACCCAUACAAAUGCACUAUGUGCAAUUAUUCUACAACAACUCUAAAAGGUUUGCGUGUUCACCAACAACAUAAACAUUCAUUUUGUGACAACUUGCCAAAUAGUAGUGGUAAUCUGGUACAUCAAUUGCAAGGUGAUGAAACAGAUAUGAACGACUCUAACACAGUAAGAAAGAGUCAAACAUCUAUUUUAGGAUUAUCUUCCAAAAAUAAUUUUGUGGCCAAGACAUCUCGGAAAGGAUCUAGUGAGUUUCCUUUGGACUUGUCACCUGUGAAGAAAAGAACUAGAAUUGAUGAAAUUGCAAGCAAUCUUCAGAGCAAGAUCAACCAAAGCAAACAUAAGGAGGAUGCAGUCAUUAAUGUGGAAGACGAUGAAGAUGAUGAGGAGAAUGAAGUUGAAAUAGAAGUAGAAUUGGACAAAGAGGAGGAUCCAUCAGAACAGAUGGAGUCAGCAGAUCAAUAUCCUAUUCAACAGUUGUGGAAUAGAGAUCUUGGAAUGUCCCCAAAGAACACAAACUUCAGAAACAUUCAGAAUAAUUAUUCUGGAGGCAAUAGUGCAGAAAUUGAGUUGACUUUAUCAGAUGAUGAAGAGGACUACUAUUACCAGUCUGCUAGCAUGAAAGACCAAGAACACAAUUCUAUUGUUUUAAACCAGUCCAGUCUCUAUGAGAGUGACCAACUGGGUGAAAAUUUGGAAUUCAGUGAUGAAUCUGGAAGGUUAUAUUACUGCAAACACUGUGAUUUCAGCAACAAAUCUGCUCGAAGUGUUAGUACUCAUUAUCAACGCAUGCAUCCCUACAUAAAGUUCAGUUUUAGGUAUAUCUUGGAUCCUAAUGAUCACAGUGCUGUAUACAGAUGUCUUGAAUGCUAUAUUGACUAUAACAAUUUUGAGGACUUGCAACAGCACUAUACAGAGCACCAUCCUGAAGCAAUGAAUGUUCUCAAUUUUGACCAGUCAGAUCUGAUUUAUAAAUGCCGGUUUUGUUCAUACACAAGCCCUAAUGUUCGGAGCUUGAUGCCACACUACCAAAGAAUGCACCCAACUGUAAAAAUCAAUAAUGCUAUGAUAUUUUCCAGUUAUGUUGUUGACCAAUCAGAAGACCUUAACUCUGAGUCACAAACGUUAAGAGAAAUCUUAAAUUCUGCUCCAAAAAACAUGUUGACAUCCACCCCAUCAAGUCAUGGAAAUAGCUCUACAACAUCCUUUGCUAAAAAUACCACAAAGUCAUUUGCUACAGAAAAUGACAGCCAGAAGAGUUCUUCUGUUAACAAUGUUGUAGUUUAUGACUGUGACAUUUGUGGAUUUGCAAGUCCAAACAUGCAUUCUGUUUUAGUUCACUGCCAGAAGAAGCAUCCUGAUGAGAAGGCAUCUUACUUCAGGAUUCAAAAAACAAUGCGGGUCGUUCCUGUGGAUAGUGGAACAGCCAUUUCUCAGUUGGCAUUCGAUGGAGGUGCUUCUGUUACUCCUAGUAUUACCAAUGUGGCUUCCCCCCCAGAAGUAAAUGUUGAGCUAUAUUAUUGCAAGCAUUGUUCAUAUAGCAACCGCUCUGUUGUUGGAGUAUUGGUACAUUAUCAAAAGAGGCAUCCUGAAAUUAAAGUAACUGCUAAGUAUAUUAGACAGGCACCACCAACGUCUGAGUCACUGAGAAAUGUAGAUGGCCAAACAAAACACACCAGGAAAGCUGCCACCUGUUCCACCUCAUACCACAAAAAAAAGGAGCCAGCCGAAAGAUAAUGAGAUGUUUUUCUGUCAGCAUUGUGACUAUGGAAAUCAAACAGUCAAAGGAGUUCUUAUACAUUAUCAAAAGAAGCACAAAGACUACAAGGUAAAUGCAGAUACUGUUAGGCAGCAUACAGCUGCAAUAAGGAGUCUUUGUGAACAAGGCCAAAAGAAAGCUACUAGUACACAUAAUUUACCUUCCGUUACAGAGUCUGAAAAGACAAAACUUAGAAGUCUCAAAUGUAGGCAGUGUUCAUUUUCAACACCAUAUGUUUAUGCCCUGAGAAAACAUAUGAAAAAAGAUCAUCCUCAUCUCAAGGCUACUGUGACUUCAAUUUUGAAGUGGGCUUUCUUAGAUGGAUUUAUUGAAGCAGGUUAUCACUGUGAAUGGUGCAUUUAUUCUCAUCCAGAGCCAAGCGGUCUUCUUGAACAUUACCAAAGGAGGCAUCCCGAGCACUAUGUGGAUUAUACUUAUAUGGCAACAAAGUUGUGUGCAGGACCUGAUUCUGCACAUGCACAAGUAACACCUGAAACCAAGUCGUACAAUUGCAGAGACUGUAACUUUGAAGCUCCUUCUAUAUGGGAUAUCACUAAUCAUUAUCAAUCUUUCCAUCCAUGGGCACUGAAAGGAGAUGAAUCUGUACUUCUUGACAUCAUAAAGGAGAAAGGAGCUGUACAAAGGUCACAUUUAGAAGAAAUUUCAUUGCAGACUGAGUUUAUCCAUAAAGAUUCCAUAAACUUAGAGCCAUUUUUUGAGAGUGCAGAUGACUCCAGUAUAUUGCAAGAAAAAUCUGCACAGCUGUCCUCUUCUCAGUCUUCUUCACCAUAUCAGUGCACAGUCUGCCAAUCUGAAUACAACAAUUUACAUGGCCUUCUAACACACUAUGGUAAGAAGCAUCCUGGCAUGAAGGUUAAAGCUGCUGAUUUUGCACAGGAUGUAGACAUAAACCCAGGAGCAGUGUAUAAAUGUAGACAUUGCCCAUACAUUAACACACGUAUUCAUGGUGUUCUUACCCACUACCAAAAACGUCAUCCUUUGAUAAAGGUCACAGCUGAAGAUUUUGUGCAUGAUGUAGAACCACCUAAUGAAUCAACUCAAAAUGAAAGUGAAGAAAAUAAUAAAAUAUUUAAACAAGGAUAUGGUGCCUACAGAUGUAAAUUAUGCCCCUACACCCAUGGUACACUAGAAAAACUGAAAAUUCAUUAUGAAAAAUAUCAUCAUCAAGCAGAACCUAACAUGCUCUCUAAAACAUCAGAGACAGAAGCUUCUAUUGCCUACACAGAUAUUCAGUCUGAUCACAUACCUCCUCAUACAGUAGUUACUCUGGAACCAGGGGAAGUUACUGGACUUGCAGGCUUCAGACCACGCAAGAACAUUAACCCACACACUGUCUUCAGAUGUCAGCUGUGCAAAUAUUUCUGCUCUACCAGAAAAGGGAUCGCAAGGCACUAUCGUAUCAAACAUAAUAAUGUACGAGCUCAACCAGAAGGCAAAAAUAAUCUGUUCAACUGUGCACUUUGUUCCUAUACUAAUCCAAUUCGAAAAGGGCUUGCUGCACAUUACCAGAAACGACAUGACAUAGAUGCAUACUAUACACAUUGUCUAGCAGCAUCUAGAACUGUAAAUGAUAAACAAAACAAAGUUGUCAUUUCUACUCCUCAUAAUGAAGAUUCUUCUGAAAUGAAUGAUGAUUUGAAAAAGGCCAUUGAGAGGAAAAAAUGUUCUCUUUGUGCAUUUCAGUCUUAUAGCAAAAAAGGGAUUGUAUCACAUUAUAUAAAAAGGCAUCCUGGGGUUUUUCCUAAAAAACAGCAUGCUAGUAAGCUUGGUAGUUUUUUUACACUUGUGUAUGGUGAAGAAAAUGAGAGCCAAAUCUGUUUGGAAGAAAAACCUGAAAUGGAUGCACCAUCGGAGGACUCAGAACCCCAAGAACCAGAAUUACUUCCAUUUAGAUGUAUCAAAUGCUUUAAGUUGUCAUUUAGUACAGCUGAUCUUCUCUGCAUGCACUACACAGACCAUCACAGCAAAGACAUAAAGAGGGACUUCUCCAUCUUGGGUACCACAGGUACCCGUUCUUAUACAACCAUGUAUCAGUGCAAACACUGCAAUGUCAAAUUAAGCAGCGUCGCUGAGCUAACCUUCCAUCUAAACAUACACAUUGAAGACUUCCAAAAACGUGCCAAACGGCAAGAGAGGAGGAAGCAGCUGUUACAAAAGCAAAAAACUGCUGAAAGUUCAGUUCCAGAUGGCAAGCAAGAAAAGACAGGAAGUGGUCAAGAGACAGUGAAAAAGAGAUUAAAGGAAAAGGUAGUUGUGGGCUACAAAUGUAAAUUCUGCGUGGAAGUCCAUCCCACUCUUCGAGCCAUCUGUAAUCAUCUCCGCAAACAUAUCCAGUAUGGAAAUGCUCCCUCACUUCCACCCGAAUUAAAGGGCUUGCGUUCCCAUGAGAGAAGUCACUUGGCACUAGCCAUGUUUACUCGAGAAGACAAAUACAGCUGCCAGUUCUGCUCCUUUGUCUCUGCCUUCAGGCACAAUUUGGAUCGGCACCUCCAAGAACACCAUGGACAUUACAAGCCAUUUAGAUGUAAACACUGCCCAUUCAAAUCUUCUUCAAAUAGCCGUCUAAAAACACAUAUUGCAAAAGCACACGGAGGUGAACAUGCCUACAAGUGCUCAUUUUGUUCAGUAUCAAAAAUGACAAUCAGUCAGUUGAAAGAUCACUGUAUAAAGGCCCAUGGGAAAACGCUUACACUACCAAAGCUUCGGACUAUGGUUCCAAGUAGCCCACGUGCCAAACAAAGUUCACGAAUUGGGAAGGAAGGUCCAGAGGGUAAGAAGACACUUCAAGCCAUGUAUUUUGAACCACCAGAUGUCCAGCAGCAGCUCAAUCAUUAUCAGUCAGCUGCUUUAGCCAGAAAUAACAGCAAUAAUAGUCCUGGACCUCUACCUGUGGUUAAAAUGGCACUAGAACAUAAAGAAGAUUUUAUCCUCAAGUGUGAAUUUUGUGAUUUUUCCUCUGGGUACAUUCAAAGCAUUCGUCGUCACUACAGAGACAAACAUGGAGGAAAGAAACUCUUCAAGUGCAAAGACUGCAACUUUUAUACAUGCUAUAAAUCUGCUUUUACCAUGCAUGUAGAAGCAGGCCAUUCAUCUGUUCCCAGGAGGGGCCCAAAGAUCUCCGAUGUCCUCUCUGCCUGUAUCAUACCAAAUAUAAACACAAUAUGAUAGAUCAUAUUGUCCUGCAUAGAGAAGAGAGAGUUGUCCCCAUCGAAGUUUGCCGCUCCAAAUUAUCAAAACAACUGCAGGGAGUUGUAUUUCGCUGUGACAAAUGUACCUUUACUUGCUCCAGUGAUGAAAACCUGCAGCAGCACAUUGAGAAGCACAAUGAACUAAGGCCCUACAAAUGUCAGCUAUGUUAUUAUGAAGCCAAGCAAAAUGAAGAACUAGAUGGUCACCUUAGGGAGGAACAUAAGGUAUGCCGCAAUUUUGAGCUUGUUGGACUAGUUAAUUUGGAUCAGUUGGAACAGUUGAAAGAUAAAACAGAGGUUUCAAGCAGUGAUGAAGAAGAAUCUGCUGCUAAGCAAGAACUUACCAUGCAGGUUCCUGAUGUCAAGGUUACUGCUGAAGAGAAGCGUUUCCCUUGUGAAUUCUGUGGAAGAACCUUUGCACUUAGCACAGAAUGGGGGAAAAGCAUGUUUUAAGGCAUGGCAUGACUGUAGUUGUAGUUGAAAAUAAGAAAGAGAAUGAAGAACACAUAAAUCCAAAUGAAAAUGUUGGGGACACUUAUAAUGAAGCAAAGCAAGCAGAGGAAAGUAUUGACACUUCUCAGCAAACAAAAACAUCAUGUCUGAACCUUGUGGUGACCAAAAUGGAAUAA
This is a messenger RNA of Staurois parvus, 7152 nucleotides long. The record is from the annotation of a GenBank genome assembly. NCBI's taxonomy places the organism in Eukaryota, Metazoa, Chordata, Amphibia, Anura, Ranidae.